Molecule: messenger RNA, 7039 nt
Organism: Petromyzon marinus (sea lamprey)
Lineage: Eukaryota; Metazoa; Chordata; Hyperoartia; Petromyzontiformes; Petromyzontidae
Product: zinc finger CCCH domain-containing protein 7A-like
Biological process (GO): miRNA processing
Molecular function (GO): metal ion binding; protein binding; miRNA binding
Source: RefSeq, a predicted model, not a curated record
GGCCCCGCCCCCGCGGCGGUGGUUGUUGGUGGUGGGGGGGGUGUGUGAAAGGAGGAAGAGGUUCCGAGUCUGCGAUGGAGGCGGCCGAGUCGCCACGGCAAAAGUUGUCGGCGAAUUUGCACCCUCGAAACCUCGGCGGCCGCGACAAAUAAUCGCCAGCCCCUGGCGCGUUCGUUGAAGGGGCCGCGAAACCCCCCCCCGUUCCGAGCCGUUUGCUAAAGCCGAAAUGCGUCGGGCCGCGAUGAGCGUGGUGGGGCCUUAGCGACCGGGACAAGCCGAACGCACGCGACCUCGGCGGCCGUGAAAUAAUUAUCAAUCAAAAUUAAUACUAAUACUACUGCUGCUGCUGUUGUUAGGGCACGAGCCUCUGCUCGACUGUGCGAAAGUGUCUCGCCGGCGAUCGUGCGUGGCGGCGUCUUCGGCGGGCGAGGGGGGUUCGAAUAUUUUGUUGUUGUUUGGGCCGACCGGGAGGAGGAAGAUGGAGGUGGAUGGCAGUGGAUAUCGACGGGCGAGGAAGAAGGCCAUCAAAGAGGGCCUUGAAUUUCUGCAGUCUCCGCUGCCGUUUGCUGGUUCCGAUGAAGAGUACAAGGGCUACCUGCACCGGUUGGUAUGCGGCCUGCGGGACGAGGGAAAUCAGCUGUACCGCGAGGGGCAGGCGCUGCGCGCGCACGAGAUGUACUCGGAGGCGCUGGGCGUGUGCGCCUACAUGCACGACAUCGAGGGCUUCCCCAGCGAAUCUGGCGUCGUGGAGAAGCUCUACGUCAACCGCGCCACGUGCCUCCUCGGAAUGUCCCAGUACAACGACGCCCUGUUGGACUGCGAGAAAGCGCUGCACAUCAACAAGAUGAGCCACAAGGCGCUGUACCGCAAGGCCAAGGCACUGAAGGCCAUCGGCAAGCCCAAGGAGGCCUACGAGGUGGCCGUGCAGUGCUCCUGCAUCAUCUCCAACGACCAGGAGGUGUUUAAGCUGGUGCAAGAACUCGCCGUCUCUUUGGGACUGCGGGUGCGGAAGGCUUACGUCCGCACGCAGAACACUGCGCCUGUGAAUGGAAUCAGCACGACCGUUGGAAACGGCAGCAUCAGCGAGGUUUCCAGUAAGAUGCCUCAGGAGGGAACGAUAGACGACAUAGACAUGGAUGACCCGCUCAUCUACACGGAUGAAGACGACGUCGCCGAGAGAGGGCACGCCGACGCGGGCUACACGGAGGCCACGUCGCAGACGGAGCCCGUCCCGUCGGGCCUGUCCCCCUACGCCUCAGCCGACUGCGCGCCCGCCAACGACGCCCACCCGGCGGCCAACGGCGUGGCCGGCGCGUUCGCCGACACGGCCGAGGAGCGCGGUGGGCAGGGCGUCAAGGCGCCGGCGUGCGAGGCGUGCGACGACGCGUCGCUCGGGGACGGCUCGGAGGAGGGCUCCGCCGAGCGGUUUGGCGACGCGGCCGAAAGCGAGGGCGAGGGCGACAGCGACCGCGACGGCGGCGGCGACGACGGUGACGGCGCCCACCCGCGCUCCGCGUUGCCGCACGCCGACGACGAGCCGCCGGCCGGGUCCCCGGCGGCCGAGACGGCGCCGGCGGGGGUAUGCGGCGCCGCCGAGGAGAGGGCGGCUUUCGCCGCGAUCGCGCCCGAAGCACCGGCAGAGCACCGGCAGCAGCAGCAGGCGGCGGCGGCGGCGGCGGCUGGUUCCGCCAUGCAGCUGCACGGUGACGGAUGCGGCAUGGACUUGGACGCGUUCAUGGGGAAGGAGCCCUACGUGACGCAGCACGCGAUGCAGAUGCCUCCCGUGCCGAUCCUGCACCAGACUCUUCCGCCCGCCUUCCAGCAGAGCCUCGCCGUGGUGUCGCCAAUGCUCCCGCCGGGCGCAGAGCUGCAGCAGGCCAGGCCGUCCGCCCUGGGCGCCGUUCAUAGGCCCCAGCGGCCCAUCCUGGUCAUGCCGUCGUUCCACGUGUCCAGCAACCAGCUACCGUUUCUGCAGCACGGGGCCUGUCUCCAGAUGCUGCCCCACGCGAUGGGCCUCUCCGGGAUCAGCGUGCCCCCUGGGUUCAGCGUCCGGCCGUCGACCGUCGCCGGCGCCACUCGGCUGUCCUCCAUGCACACAGCGGGUCCUGUUCCGCUCAUGACCAACGGCCCUCCCAUCGCGAGUGCCGCUGCUGCCGCUGCUUCUGCUGCGGGCACCGGCGGUGGUCACGAGGGGGCAGCGCUUCCGAAAGCCUCCCCUGUUGCAGCGGCGUCGGCGGCGGCGGCGGCAGCAGCGGCGCCCGCCGUGCCUAUGCUGCAUGCGGGGGGUGUGUACGAAGUGCGGGAUGCCAAGCAAUGCCUUGAUUCCUUGGACUCUUUCACGGACGGCGCAUAUCCCCUGAACGCGACUCGGGCAAAGGAGUUGCCAAAGGAGUUUGGCGUGCAGGGAGCCGCAACGUCCUUUGGCGCAGCGAGCGUUGGUGCUAAGCACCCACCCAUUAACGUCGGCGGCUUGGCAAGGCCAACAAGCGCGGCGGGGUCUCCUGCGUCGCUCGUCGCUCAGCCCAAGAAGUCGGAACCGCCGUCGGAACUCUUCCCGAAGAUCAAGCGGGCCGAUGGGGCGCCCCCCGGGGACGCCUUCCGCCCGCAGAGGAAGCCGGCCGAGACGGCGGCCGACGGGGCCCACAUGAAGAGGAACGCGGCGGGGGCGGCGGCAGACGUCCACGGAUCGAUGGCGGCGGUGGACGGGCCGAUUCUGCCGCUCGUUCGGAACCCGUUGGAGAGCACGCACGAGUUCAGGCAGGCCUGCCACCUGUGCUUCCCGGGAGCAGAUCGCUCGGCAUGCAACACGGAGCACAAGUGCAAGAAGGACUUCCUCCUGUGUCGACUCAAGACCAUGCCCAACAAACAGUGGCAGAAAGUGAGGCCUAGGCCCAUGAAAAGCUACAGUGGAGUCUACAUGCUCUGCAAAGACAUCGUGCAAGGGGAGGAGUGCCGAUUCGCGGGACACUGCACCUUCGCGUACAGCCAGGAGGAGAUCGACGUUUGGACGCAGGAGCGCAAGGGCACGCUCAACCGCAACCUGCUCUUUGACCCGUUUGGCGGCGGCACCGGCGGCACCGGCGGCACCGGCGGUGGCACCGGCGGUUUCGGCGGAGAGAACUCGCUUCAGGGCAGUGAGGGCGGCGACUUCUCGGUGGCCGGGGUCCUGCGUGCGCACGGUGGCAUGUUCAUGUUCUACUGCGAGGACUGCUUUGACAAGAGGCCCCGGGUGAUAAGCAAGCGAAACAAGGAAGCGCUUAAGUACUGCACCCACAACCCGCCGCAUAUCUUCGAUGAAAAAAAGUGCCUGGUGCACAUUCUGCGCGGCACUUCGGUCCGCCACCUCAAGAUCCGGCCGCUGCACGAGAUGUGCCAGUUCGACCUGUGCCGGCACGAGACGCGCUUCGGCUGCAACCGGCAGGACAGCUGCUAUUUCGCGCACGACAUCAUCGAGCUCAAGAUUUGGGUGCUGCAGAGCAAGAACGGUUUGAGUCAAGAGGACAUCACUCAAGAGUCAAAACGAUACCUGCAGUCCCUCGACUCGCCAGCACCAAAUGCGGGCAACCAGGGAAUGUCUAAGCCCCCUGCGUCCACAAAGCUGCAACUCAAGCUGAAGUUUGUGUGCAGCCAGUGCUGGAAGAAUGGCCAGGUCUCGGAGGCUGACCGUAACCUGAGAUAUUGCGAAGCCAAAGCACGGCACAGCUGGACGAAGGAUCGCAGGGCGCUGCUGGCGAUGUCCCCGCAGCGCAAGAAGUGGAUCUCCGUGCGAGCGCCGCCCUCCAUGCGUGUCGCCCCAACUCACUACGAGGUCUGUGCGCACGUGCUCAAUGGGAAAAAGUGCUUCUACAUUGGCAACUGCAACUUUGCGCACAGCGAGGAAGAGCGCGAGGUGUGGAUGUACAUGAAGAACAACUGCCUGACCGACAUUGACGAGGUCUACAAGAUGUGGCUGGAGGGAAACCGCACGCCGGCCAAGGACCCCGAGGAUGGAACUUCGCCCGCCGGCAAGGAGAGCAUCUCCCGCAUCUGCAUGCCCACGGACUAUGCCGAGAACUCGGGCAAGUACUGCAGCCUCUGCGGGCGCAACUGCAACAGCGACAAGCAGUGGAGGCAGCACAUGUCGUCGGAGAAGCACCGCGAGAAGGUGUUCGAGGAUGAACAGCGCUGGAAGUUCAGAUUCCCCACCGGGCAGUUCGCCGUCUGCGAGAGGUGGCUCAGCGGUGCCGGCGGCUGCAAAGACGACAGUUGCGCGUACGCGCACGGCGACAAGGAGCUGGACGAGUGGAUUGAGCGCCGAGAUGUGAUACGCGCAAAACUAGACGAGGCUCGCCAGCAGGGGCUCUUGCCCCUGAACGAAAGCAACUUUGGGAAGUACACUUGUCUCCUUAAAUAGCCCUCCUGUCCCUGUCGCAAACAGUGGUACACUUAAUGUUGCUAUUUGCUAAUGUAUGGUUCAAUGACAAAAACGGGAAAAAAAUGUAAGCGGGAAAAAAAAAAUGUUCAACUCUAUUAACUGACUAAAAGUUACGUCGAGACAACAAAAAAAACGUUGGGGUGAAUUUCAAACUUCACGGAGGCAAACGAUGAAACCCCCCCCCCCCCCCCCCGCGCGUUGGCGUCGGGGACGUCCGGUGGCGAUCGCGAUGCGCUCGCCGUCGCGCAGGAGAGAGCGCCCCCCCCUCCGUGUCACCGGCAAUUCUCUCCGCGCUGGAGAAACGGGGGAACCACGAGGGCGAGCGGGCGGGCGAGCGGGCGGGCGGGCGGGCGAGCGAGCGAGCAAGCGAGAAGUGGGCAGGUGAGCGGUGGGUGGGGUCGGAGGAAGGGCGUAAAAAAAAAAACAAACACCACCGAAGCCACCCCGGUUUCCCCACGCCUCUUGGCAGGUUGCGCACGUCCCAUCUGCGAAACCGGCGGACGGGUCCGGGAGUCCGCCGGCUUGCGUCGGCAAAAGGACCCGGGGGCCCGCCGAUGGCAUUGGCGCUUUGUUGCGCGGUGGCCCUGCCGCUCGGUAUUCUGGCGGGGACAGCUUUUGCUGUACUUGAACGCGAGAAAAGCCACAUCAGGAAAUUGCGGAAGGUGCCAGAAGGGAGAGGGAGGGAGGGAGGGGGGGGGGCCCUGUUGAUUAACUUGAGGGGUUGGUGUUCGCUGGCCAAUAUAAACCCCAUUGCUAUGUGGUGGCACCACAAUUAUUGGCAGUGUUAUUAUUUUCCAACCGAGGUGGUCGUUAUUGUUGUUGGUGGUGGUGGUGAUGGUGGCGGCGGCGAUGAUGAUGAUGAUAAUGGUGGUGGUGGCGCAUCUGAUUAGUUUAAUAUUCAGAUAACAAGAAAGAAAUCAUUACUUAAGCAGACAUAUUUCACAAUUGUUUUGUUCCAAUUUUAUUUCUGAAUCCCAAUUGGGACUCCAGCCCAAGAAGGGUAUUGUAACCGGAUUAUUAAAGUGGUUCUUCAAGGCAGUGGCACAACGAGUUAUUAUUGAGCGCCGUUUUUUUGCUCAUGAAAAAAAUAAUAUAAUAAUAUUUGUAAAAAAAUCUUUUGACUUCGGGUGACUAUUCAGUUGGAAUUGUGGUGGUUUAAGGUUCAGGACGGCGAUGGGACGGCACGCUGUGUUGAUGGUGGUCGUUGAGUUGGCACGUUUUUUGUGCGGAGGUGUUAUUGUCUUGGCUCUGCUGUCGUGUUUGAAAGGUUACCGCUUGAGCAAAGUGCAGGGAAUUAUAUGCGUUGACAUAUAUGCACGUUCCGCUUUGCUCGUGACACCAGUCGGACGAGCAGAAGGAGGGGAAAGCCGCCUUUGUCGACGGGCAGCGACGGAUAAUAACGAAGGCUGCGGUAGGUGAGCAUAGAAAGAGAGAGAGAGAGCUGGCAUUCGGAUGAAAUGCCUGGCACCACACGCUGCUUUUGGUGGGUGGUAGUCGACGGGCCUUUAGCCGAGGAUGGGGCGGAGUGGAGGCCACUUCACUCUGAUGUCACCAGAAGAAUAAAAAUUGCCCGGUCUCUUUAGGGGGGAUCUAUUUUUUUUUUAAUCUGAACAACUCCUGACGUUGAUAUCUCGUAAUGUCGAUUAUCAGCAAUGUACGUGUUGUCAGCAUUAUCCUAACUUGGCAGUGGGGGGGGGGGGGCAGAAAAAAAAUCCCCAUCACUCAUUUCGCUCGGGCGUUCAUUCACUUGUCCCCCCGAGCUGUGAGGUGCAUUACGAAGGUUCGUUGCCGGUAGGCUGGACUGCUUGUUGUUGUUGUUGUCGUCAUUCUCAUUGUUAAGGUGUUUUUAUUUCCACCUAUAUUGUGUAUUGGGGGUGCAUCAGCUUUAUGGGCCGUGGGUGUUUAGCGGCAACGGUGGAGCAUAUUGGCCCACAUGCCAAUAAUGAUGUUCUCUGUUCGGCGAUGUCUCCUCUCGCGGCAUGACGCGUGCGUGUUAUUAGCGUAAAAAAUACAGUUGCAGUUCAGUAUUUCUGACAAAGUUACGACAUCUUUCUUCCCGUGCCGUGGUGUGGGUUUAUUUUAAAUUAUGAUAUUUUUUUUUUUGCAUAAUUGUAGUAAGUUUGUGACAGGUUUGGAAGGAUCAUAUGUUAAAUUUGUCAGCAUUUGAAAUUGUUGCCAAUGAGACCACUGAUUUCACGUAACUGACAAGUUCAUAUGAACGUGCACUUAAAUGUAUAAAUCUGAUUUGCAUCAAAAUACACAUCGAUAUGAGAAAACAAUGUUAGGCACUGUGGGAGAUUUGUGAAGAGCCAUUAUUAUUUGUGGUUAACAUCCACGAAUAUACAUUUUUAAGUUGGGGGUUUUGGUCAUACUUUUAAUUAAAACCCUCAAUACUCUUCUGGGUUUUUUUCUGCUUAUCCUUAACGUUGUUGUUUUGGCGUUAAAGUGCCGGAGAAGCAACGUACAGAUGGGGGCGACACAAUAUUCUGUCGAAGGAAAAACAAGUCUAAAAUCAUAAAAAAAAAUAUUAUGGGAUGGCGGGUGUUGCAUAUUUUUUAUUACUGUUUUUUUUUCAUGCUUGUAAAUUUUACUGGUAACAUCGCAUUAAAACGUUUGUUCCAUUUA